AUGCGUGAGCGGAAGGCGAAUUCUGAGUCAAGCAUCGGCGGGGACUCGGGUUGCUCGACGCCCAUCACCUUCCGUGAGGGCACCGCCGCGACGCAACGGCCUUUGCAGCUUGGCAGCGCUCGCCGUUCGCCGACACCUCAUAGCCAUUGUGGCAAGUUUCUCCGGCUGUACGUCGCGCUCUCAGGCGCAAUCCUGCUCCCCGCCGGGCUUUUCUGGUUCGCGUGGACCAGCCUCCCUCCCGUCCCCUGGAUCCUGCCCGUCCUCGCCGGCAUCCCCUUCGGCGCGGGCACGGCGCAGAUCAUGCAGUCGCUCGUGCAGUACCUGCUUGACGCCUACUUGAUCUACAGCGCGAGCGCGAUCGCGUUCACCGUCGUCCUCCGCUCCGUGUUCGACAUGGCCUUCCCGCUCGUCACGCCCGUCAUGUACGACCGGCUCGGCCCGCGCUGGGCGGGCUCUGUCUUCGCCUUCCUCGCGCUCGCGUGCGCGCCGAUCCCGUGGCUGUUCCGCAAGACGCCGUCGCCACGGGGCCUGCAGGACAACACGCACCACGCCGGCGGUGCCGCAUUCCUUUACAUUCUCGAGACCCCUCCAGCAUUCUUCGAGCGCGUCCCAGGCGUCUUUCAUCGCGAUUUCGUCGAUGAGGCUGUUCCUGACCCAGUUAACCUUUUGAGAAACGCGAGGAGAUGGGUGGCCAAGGAAAAAAGCGAGUGA
Punctularia strigosozonata HHB-11173 SS5 is the source of this 711-nucleotide messenger RNA. RefSeq lists its product as uncharacterized. Bases 1 to 711 code for a protein of 236 amino acids. Gene Ontology annotation, biological process: transmembrane transport. The record is from RefSeq and is a predicted model, not a curated record. Gene Ontology annotation, molecular function: transmembrane transporter activity. The transcript is spliced from 6 exons. Lineage: Eukaryota; Fungi; Basidiomycota; Agaricomycetes; Corticiales; Punctulariaceae.